AUGUACAUUUACGAGCUGGACGCACAUGGCCACACCGCCGCUUCCGAGGACAGACGCAUGUCCUUUAGCUCACUCGACUCAGACGAGAACUCGUUUGCCACGGCAGCAGAGUCUCGAACAAACAGCGGCCUGGGCAUCGCCAACAGCAACGCCCGCCCUAUGACCUCCCAGCAACUCACACCCGCCACCGCGCUGAGUUCAAACUGGCCGGGCGGCAUUCUUCGCCGCAUCGACAUUCGCGUCGAGUCCAAGGAGCUCCUGGAGCCGCGGAGUGAGGCGGCCUCUCGGCCUCAGUCACGACCCUUCUCUCGUGGGGUCGCAAGAGAUCGCAGGCGGACCUCCGAGGCCGAGGAUGAGGCCUGGCAUGAGGUCGCCGAGUUCUUGCGUAAUGUGACGCCGCCGCCAUCCAACUUCAUGUCUGUGCCUACAGAACCCUACUCCCCAACAACUGUCUCGUCAAGGUCGAGUAUACGGCGAAGGAAUAGCAAACAGAGGAAGGGCGCCCUACGGCGCUGUCUUUCGUUUCUGAGAGGGGCUUCCAGGCAAAAGAAGGUCUUACGGAAGCCGUCUGUGAGGCCACCUUCGCCGGGUCUUACCCGUUCGCCAGCUCGCAAGCACAAGAAACGCCCGCCGCGCAUCAAGCUCCCGGACACCGCCAUCUCAGGAACAACUGUUGAUGGCCACCGUCACAUUGCGAUAUCCAUUCCUAUUCAACAUGCCCACAUUGGCCCGGAGUCACGGCUCAGGUUCCCGAGGUCCGAAAGAAGGACGAGAUCCCUGCCGAUUGUUGAGAUGAACCCGUUUUACAACGACGUCAAUGUCAGGCCGAUGACGGCUUUUGUUAACGAGCCACAUAUAGGGACACAAUUGGGGCCUGUGGCUGAAGAGCGAGAAUCACUAUCCUCGAGAUCUUGGGAGAGAUCAAGCCAAGGAGGGCUGGAUGAGGCGCGCAAGGUUCGACUGGCAUCGAGACAUACCUUCGGCACCGUCCAAGAGGAGCUGAGUAGGCCUAACACACGCUCCAUGUCGCCUCCAAAGACGCCGCGGCGUGUUAGCGACGACUCCUGGUCGCCACGUACAAGCGACGAGACGCGCGAAUUGAUACACAGGCAGGCGCUUGCCGCUUUACAACGGCCGAAGACAGCUCCGAGGCCCAUCAGCGGCCAGUCAGGCUACAGCUUCCGCUCUUUUGCCUCGGCGUCGCCAGCUUCCAAAGUGGCCUACCCAAUGCGAAAGUCUAGCCUUCACCCCCAGGUUCUUGACAACAGACGAUCGCGAGCACGCAGUGACUCUGACCAGCGCGCUCAGAACGAGCGUAGCCGCGAUUCAUCGAGGGAUCAGUACACGCUCCAGGAGUCUAUCUUCUCAGAACCGUCGUUCUUGGAGAGCUACGGCACAGUGGCAAGCGGCUCAGACGCCGAGCCUGGCGUCAUCAAGGAGGCGAAGCGAGCGAAGCGGUUCUCUGGGACGGUGGAAAUCGUGGAUACGCCCCCCAGGACGAGCCUUGAGACGGGAGAAGCGAGUGGUAGGGAGAACGCAAGGGUUUUCGUGAAAGAGAAGAGACGGAGCAGCGGUCACGACAGCAAACGGUCGAGUGGGCACGGGAGUAAGAGGAGUAGCAAACGAAGCAGCAAGAGGAGUAGUGGUACGAUCGAGGAAGAGGAGCCUCCGGAGAUGACGAGGAACUCGGCAGCCACAAUGUUGUUCAACCCGGAAGUCAAGAAAGUUGACGAGAGUAUCACGAGGCAGCCGCAGUCACGGAGGUCUGUAGAGGUUGUGGUGGAAACCCCUCCCGACACCUCUUUCCCGCGCGAAGAGCCCGGCGCCAAGGAUGAGGGAAUUGUCGAAGUAGGGAAGCCUUCACCUGGGGGCCCGAAACAGGAAAGCGAGGGGAAAGGAAAGGAGAAGCAGCAGGUGCUUCGAGAAAGCUCGAUGUCGGGCAUUCCUUCACAGAAGAUGGCAUCCGAGGGCAAGGGCAAAGAGAAACAGCAGGCACUUCAGGAAAGCCCAAUGUCGAACUUGCCGGUGCAAGAGAAGGAGCCCAAAGGAAAAGCGAGCCCGGAACGUGGGGCUGCGGAUGGAGUACCAAAGCCCAAUGCGAAAGUAAAGGGAGAGGAAACACAACAAAGUCCAUUGCCGAGCCCGAAACAGCGGAAAGAGAAGAGGAAGUCAACCAUAUUGACCAGGUCGCAGCGAAUCGCUGAACUGAAGAAGGCCCUGGAGAUGCCUGGCUCCGAGCCCAAGGACCUGGUCUUGCGGAGGCUCAGCAUCUCGUCCGACGGAAGCUCGACCUCGACGGAAAAAGAGGCCAGGGCAGAGCCGAAGGAUAUCCUGAUUCACGUUCCACCCAUCUCGGAGAACAACCCCUAUAGUCUGAAAACGACGCCCGGCCGCUUCGGUAUCAGUGCCGUCAUGACUAUUGCGAAUGUCAAGCCGUCCAGCCCUCACACAACGUCUCCCGUUCUGGGAGUCGAGAAGAAGAAUUCCCUGGCACUUUCAGUGUCCUCACCAGGCACCGUGGCUACCGUCGUUAUGACCUCGCCAGUGCCACCGUUCCGGAGCCUCGGCAGUGUCACGCCGCCAGACUCACCUCCACAAUCGCGAUCGUCUUCCUCGCCAAUCUCAUCGCUCGAGACACAGGUGCAGGCCACGGCACUCAAGCACCCGCCACUCAAGCGCCUCGGCUCUCUGCGCCGGCGGGCGUCUAUUCCCGGCCGACAAUCGCCAGCUCUGUCUGGCAGAAUAUCACCGGCCAUGCAUGAGAAUACGCCCAGGCCCAAGACGGCUGGCAAAGGGCUCCUUGCAUCGAGGAAGGACUUCUUUGGCGGCCGCCAAAGCCCCGAGUCGCCUGAACAGGACAGGGGCGAGGCCAGCACGUCUGUUCUGAAGAUGUCCCGCUCUGAGAUAUUUGACCGCUACGAAGCACUGCGCGAAAAGCAAACGCGGGACCUGGAGAAGCGUUUGGAGCGGCUUGAGAGGAAUGGCGAGUACUGGCUGACGUCGAUGCUUCCGCUGCUGACGGACUUGAGCCAGACGCUGGGGGAACUGGUCAAGGGCAAGGGACAACAGGCCGACCAGGAAGCUGAAGGCCCGAACAUCAGGACCGUGAGGAGGCCCGAGUAUAGCUCUCACAACGACGGCAGGCAGAGCCGAUUCGGCGGCCGAUUCGACGCGGAAGAAGCUGCACCAAGCACGCGGAGAAGGUACAUGCCCGGAGACGAGUCUUUCGAAAGUGACGAGGAAAUCGUGCGCCGCCCUUACGUGCCCACGGAUCGUUCGAGAGCCAACACUGGCGUAUCCGAACGAUCUCGCCGCCUGUAUUUACUUGACGAGCAACCCGGCUCGGACCACAGAGCCGACCGGCGCCGCACGCGCAGCCACAGCCGUCACCGCCGGCCACAGUCGCCGGACGGGUCAAGGCAGCCCGGGACCUUGUCUGGAACCACGACAAUGAUCGACACGGGCAGUGGAGCCCGCACAAGCUCCAUGGGAACGGUAUCCAGGGCGCCGGCCAACCCGGCACAGGGCCCGCAGCGCCUGCAGGACGAGGUCGAGGCGGAACUGGAGCGCAUCAAGCGUAUGGAGCGGCUCAACGCGCGCAUAGACUCGCACAUGCGAGGGCUCACGCGCGAGCUGAGCCACCACCGGCGUGGGUGGUCACCGCCGCCACAGCAUAUGCCGUCGUCGUCCCGGGCCCACCAGCACGGCAGCGCUCCGGGCCUGACCAGGUACGAGAGCCGGAGUGAGGCAAGCUUAGCGAGGUACGCGGGCGGCGCGCGGGACGAGAGUGGAGGCAGGGCGUACUACAGCGGGAUGCAGACGGUGGAGCCCAUCAUGCGAGAGCUGCAGUCGGGCGGGGGCCGGCUCAGCCUCGAGAGCUCUGGGUCGGCCGGCGGGUUCGAGGGGGACAGCGAGGUGCAGCGCCUGAGGGAGGGCCCGCGGGCGGUGAUUGGGUUCGGCGCUUUUGGAGGGCGCAGGCCCUGA
This is a messenger RNA of Diaporthe batatas, 3984 nucleotides long. RefSeq lists its product as uncharacterized. The transcript has a single exon. The record is from RefSeq and is a predicted model, not a curated record. Lineage: Eukaryota; Fungi; Ascomycota; Sordariomycetes; Diaporthales; Diaporthaceae. The coding region runs from base 1 to 3984 and encodes 1327 amino acids.